Messenger RNA from Emiliania huxleyi CCMP1516, 1074 nucleotides. RefSeq lists its product as hypothetical. Lineage: Eukaryota; Haptophyta; Isochrysidales; Noelaerhabdaceae. Bases 1 to 1074 code for a protein of 357 amino acids. The record is from RefSeq and is a predicted model, not a curated record. The transcript is spliced from 4 exons.
AUGCCGGAGCACGUGCGCGAGAUCCUCGUGCAGCCGGUCGCGCCCAAGCGCGAGGCCGAGAGCGAGGAGCGCACCCACCGCAUCCGCUCGCGCUUCGAGGAGGCGGCCGCCGACGCGCAGGCGCUGCGCGGCAUGCUCAUCGGCGAGGAGGACGCGACGGCGUGGUGGCGCACGCCGCGCGACGUGGCGCCCGGCGGGCGCGAGGUCACAAAGGACGACCCGCUCACCGUCCUCGUCGCCGGCGGCGGCCUCGGCGGCCUCGCCGGCCUCAUCACCGCGGCGGCAUGCCACGCCAAGGGGAUGAAGGUCGCGCUCUUCGAGCAGGCGUCGUCGUACGCGCCUCGAAUGCGCCUGCGCGCCAUCGAGCGCAUCUCGCCCGAGUGCUUCCAGGAGCUCGUCGCCGCGGGCACCGUCACCGCCGACCGCGUCUCCGGCCUCAAGAUUGGCUACAAGAAGGGCAACAAGCUGGCGGGGCUGUACGACCGCGGCGACUGGCUGGUGCGCUUCGACACGAUCGGGCCGGCGCUCGAGGCGGGGCUGCCGGCGACGGUCGUCAUCGACCGCCCGGUCAUCCAGCAGAUCCUCGUCAAGCACGGCUUCCCGGACGGCACCGUGCGCAUCAAGUCGCGCGUCGAGUCGUUUGAGGACCUCGGCGACGGCCGCGGCGCCCUCCAUCACGAACUCGACGUUCUCGCGCAGCUGCGCGUGCGGGUAGUCCGCACGCUCGGCCUCGCUCGCGGCGCGCUCGCCAGCCUCCUCCGCCCGGCGCGCCUUCUGCCGGGCCUUCUUGGCCUUGCGUGCCGCGGCUCGAGCCGCGAGCUGCUCCUUGGUGGGAUCCUUCUUCUUCGGCGCGGUGCGCUCGAUGUACGAGCGCUCCGCCGCCUGCACGUGCUUCAGGUCGACCUCGAUGGUCGCGUAGCCAGGCUUUAUCACCCUGACACAAGAAACACCGAACAACCCGCUUGCGACACUCACUGCGUCCUCCAGUUGCGCGCGAUCGGAGCCAUUCCAGGCUACACGUGCGCGCCAUGCCCAUGGGCCGACGUGCCCGCCGACUCCGAAUGUGCACUGUAG